GCUUGGUGGGGAGUUGGUUCCCUAUUAUUCCAUUUUCGAUUUUAUUGACACAUGUUUGCCGAAGACUAUGACGAUCAAAAGACAACUCCUAGUUAUGCCAAACGUUGGAUAUGUAUUUAUCCUGUAUAUAUAGAUGCCUCUUGUUCUUUGUUUCAAGGUAGAAAGAUUUCCAAACACUUAUGUUCCGACACUCCUAGUGCAGAAGAAAUUGCCAAAAGUUGUGAACAGCUUGGCUUUGAAACUCUCUUAGAGUCUGAUAAGAAACAUCCGAGAGAUAAUUUUCGAAAAGGACGUAUUCGAGUUCAUUUAUUUAAUGAACAACACAAGUCGUUGGUCUCGGUGAUAGAAACAAGUUGGAAAGCAACUUUUGACAAAGGUUUCUCAGUGUAUCCUAGAACAACGUUUGAAGCACGGUUAUAAAGGAAACAAAACGACUAUGGAUGAUAAGACGGGACAGAAAGGAAAGAAUAGAGCAAAACGAUCAUAAGAAUAUCUUUUCUUUCUAUGGAAUCAAAAUUUUAUUUUUUCUGGACAUUGGAAUAAACCUUCAUGAUGAUCAGGAGACUUGUGUUUAUCUCAAGUGGUUACUAUGUUCGUUUCCUAUCCUUCAAGUUUACUCCUUUGUUCAAUUCCAAACCACAUUGUUUAAAAACUUGUUUAU
This is a messenger RNA of Galdieria sulphuraria, 661 nucleotides long. Its product is annotated as signal recognition particle subunit SRP19 isoform 2. The record is from RefSeq and is a predicted model, not a curated record. The transcript is spliced from 4 exons. Bases 52 to 420 code for a protein of 122 amino acids. Gene Ontology annotation, cellular component: signal recognition particle, endoplasmic reticulum targeting. Lineage: Eukaryota; Rhodophyta; Bangiophyceae; Galdieriales; Galdieriaceae. Gene Ontology annotation, biological process: SRP-dependent cotranslational protein targeting to membrane, signal sequence recognition; SRP-dependent cotranslational protein targeting to membrane. Gene Ontology annotation, molecular function: 7S RNA binding.